This is a messenger RNA of Gastrolobium bilobum, 455 nucleotides long. RefSeq names its product ethylene-responsive transcription factor ERF098-like. Bases 6 to 455 code for a protein of 149 amino acids. Gene Ontology annotation, molecular function: DNA binding; DNA-binding transcription factor activity. NCBI's taxonomy places the organism in Eukaryota, Viridiplantae, Streptophyta, Magnoliopsida, Fabales, Fabaceae. Gene Ontology annotation, biological process: regulation of DNA-templated transcription; ethylene-activated signaling pathway. The record is from RefSeq and is a predicted model, not a curated record. The transcript has a single exon.
AGACCAUGGAGGACCACCAGAAGGGGAAGCAUGGCAAGGAGGAGAAGGCAAGGGAAGAGGUUCGGUACCGCGGCGUCAGGCGGCGGCCGUGGGGGAAGUAUGCGUCGGAGAUAAGAGAUCCAUCAAAGCAAGGGACAAGGGUGUGGUUGGGGACAUUUGAUACUGCUGAAGAAGCAGCUCGAGCUUAUGAUCGAGCAGCCUUUAACAUGAGGGGUCAUCUUGCAAUUCUCAAUUUCCCUAGUGAGUACUAUUCUCAAAUAAGGGGCUCACCACCAUAUCCACCUCAUUUAGCAUCAUCAUCGUCAUCAUCAUCAUCAUCAUCACCAUCAUCCUAUGGAAGUUCUUCUGGUGCACGACAGAAUCAUCAUGUUAUCGAGAUCGAGUGUUUGGAUGAUAAGGUGUUGGAGGAUCUUCUUGAGUCAGAGGAGCACAAGAAGAAAAAGAACGGAGAUUGA